AUGAAUGAGGAUAAAACAGGACUGCAUGAAGAAGUAGUUCAAAUGCACAAUAUUUAUGAACGAAAUCCAUUAGCACGAAGUUUGCAUAUCGUGAGGCUAUCAAACAGGCAUCAAGCAAAUGUUCAUGAAGGUGAUCAAGAAUAUUUCCAAGACAGCGACGAAAUCGAAAACAGAUGCCGAAGAAUAGGGGUAGCUGGGAUAGAAUUAGCUGACUUAACAAAAUCUGCUGUAAACCAUGUUCGUCAUACUACUGAUAGUGAAGCAAUCAUCAGCAAUACCAUCGAAGAUACACAUAUAUUGAAGAGCGAAAUUUGUAGAUAUGAAUCUUCGAAAAAUGAUCUUAAACCAGAUCUUGCAUUUUCUGAUAGUUUUACGGAUUCUAUCACUUUUCCUGUUUCUUCCUUUCAAAUGGAGCCUUCUAUCUUACGAUUAAACACUGAUGCAAUCGAACAGUCACCUUGCUCUUCAGAUCGCUAUUCUUUAGUUCCAAAUCUAAGUGUGGCUGGAGAAGAGAAACAAUCAACAGGAAAUAACAAACUAAGUCUGUUGAAAUCCAGCUGUACCUUAUCUACUGAUGACGGUCAUCAAACCUACAAAAACGAGGCAAUCGCUUCAGGACCACUGAAAUCCACGGCAGCAUCAGUACCAACAGAAGCAAGAAAAACAGAUUUUGGCCACACUUUCAAUGCAAGAACAAUUAAACCUAUUUAUGUAAAUACACCGUUAAAAUCAUUUAGUGGGCGAAACGGUCAGAAAGUUCCUGUUAGAAGGCAGUUUUCUGAAACAGCAGUCAAAAAUGCGUUUGAAAUCAAGCGGUUGUGCAAAUUCUAUGAUCAAACGGACUGGGUCUCUGGCCUGCAGUUCGAUCGUUUUAUUCCAGAGAUCGCCGGUCCAAUUAUCGGAGAGGAGUCAGUUGAUAAAUUCCCUCGCUAUGGUACUUCCUUAUCUGGUCAUUCUCUCGUCAGAUCGAAUUCAGUCCGCACAGAAAUUGAACAUUGUAAGCGUAUUCUAAAUCAACUGAAGCGGGAUGUUAGUCAACUUCCUCCCAUACCCGUUACCCGAUUCACUCCCUCAAUAAAGGAUCUUGAGACUUUAGAUUUGAAUCCUAAGGUUCGUCAAACAGCACCUUUAUCUUACGUCAGAAGUCGGUCACAGCUCCAAAGGCGUGCGUUGUUAAUAGAUAGAGGUCUGAAUAAGAGAACUAUUACGUACUUAACUGCAUCCGGCCGAAACAGCAUUCCAUAUUCCACCGACCUUUCACUAUCCGAGACGAUUUCCUUCUGGCGUCAGUGUUUUGGGAGUUCUAAUUUUAACAGAUCUGCUACACAUCGCCAUCAACAAGCUGACAUAAUUCCUUUGUCCAACAAGAAUCUUCGUCCUCGCCGACUUCCUAGAGGAUGGCGUUCUCAUAGUCUACGUUAUGAUUUUGCAGCGGUGAAUUCAUUCUUACCUUACCUUCGACAAGUCACUCAACGUCCUGGUGCGGCUGUCUGUUUACAACGACAACAAUCAGCUGUAGUCAAAAGUUCUUCACCCCAGUUUUGUACUUCAGAAUACAACACUAUUCAAUCUUCUGUAAGCAAUUUACUUGAUUCUACCGGACCAGACGCUGUUGAGAUGAUCACUUUAGAUGGUCAACGGAUCAAAGAUGAUCCUAUUGAUAUAUCUGUUGAUGCACAACAUCACACUUUGAAAUGGCCUAUCAGCUCUUCCAAUUUUCUUGAUGAAGUUCAACCCAGUAUACAGAAUCAUGAUCUAAAUGAACAAAUAGAUGACUAUGUAAAAAAACAAGUAAAAGAUACAGAGAUUACUUCGUUAUCUAACUAUUUGUCUGAUGAUAGUUCAACUGUUAACUUGCCACCACCAACAACUCGUCUUCUGGAUACAUCAAGUUCAAAUAAACUUGGUAAUGAUCAUUACAGUAUUGAAUCUGACAAAUCGCUUACUACAGAGACCGGAGAACGUAGUCGUUUAACUCGUCAAGCUGGUUUCCGUCGUCGGCCUGCUAUGUCGUCUCGUUCUUAUAGUCGGUCAAAAGGUGCAACAUCACUCAAGACUGAAAAAGCAACUAGUUCUGUUUCUGAUCACAUACAACUGGAAGUAACAAAAGAAAUAAAGAGAAUUGAUGAAGACAAUAAUUUACAGAGUUCGCCCUGUGUUUCCAAACCUGUUUCGAUGAAUCCUGUUUCAGUCGAUCAAGCUGUUGACAAUUUACUUGCUCAUCUAAUGGGUGUUAAAUCAUUGGCUGAAACUGGAUUGACUCGUCAACAAUGUUUACUUCAAUUGCGUGGUGAUGGAAAUACUGAAGAUUCAGAAAAUGCCGAAUGGGAUAUUUUAUAUGCUGUCACAGAAGCCGCCACUGACAAUGUUACAGUAACAAAUGAACCCACUGGGACUACUACUACUUCUUCUAUUGAUACUCGAAUUGACCAUUUGUCAACUCGAUUCGGAUCUACUAGUUAUGACAUAAAAAAUCGUAAUGAUAUUUAUCAAGACAAUUCAAUCGGUACUUAUGAUACGAGUUCAUGGGAUUUACAAGAAAUCAGUAUUAAAGCCUACUGUCCAUCGAGUAAUGAAAAUCAUGAGGUUGAUGAUGAAAUUCAUACUCGAGAUGUUCAAGUUAAUCAAUCCAAUGAAUCUGGUUCAGAUAGUGAUGAUGGUAAUAAUUCAUCAUCGAAUUCAUUGCUUUGGUUCUUUCGUAAAGGUUUUAAACCGUUGAAAUUACAACAACAACAACAACAACAGCAGCAGCAACAACAACAACAACAACGUCCAUUACCAAUUGCUCCUAUGCAUACAAUCUCAUUAUCACCAUGUUUUCCAUUUACUCUACGUUUUCAAUUGAAUCGUUUAGAAUUAGGUUAUAUUUUUGAUAAAAGUUUUACCAUUACAGAAAUUAUAUUAUGCUCUAUUUUGGCUGCUUUAGUCGGUAUUAUUGGCUAUUAUAUGUUACGUACUGCAAGUUUUCAAGAUUAUGGACCAUUAGCAUGUUUUACUAUUGCCGGAUGUCAUUAUUCACUUAUAAAAAGUGUUCAACCUGAUCCAGCUUCACCAAAACAUGGAUUUAAUCGUUUGAUUGUAUUCACUCGUUCAUUUUUCUUCUGUUUCUUUGCUUCUAUUUAUCUAUUAGCUAAUUAUUUAUAUCAAUCACAAGAAUCUGUACUAUUUCCAGGUGAAAAGUCAAGCAUAGAACAUACAGGUGAAUUAUGUUUUGAAUCAAUUACAACAAUCUAUCAAUCAAAUGAACAAAUGUUACCAUUAGAUAUUAGUGAAACAACAAAUAAAUUAACUACAGAGAAAAUAAAUUGGCGUAUGCCUAAUUUUUAUCAUUUAUCUCAAUCUUCUAAAAUAAAUAUUGAAUCUUCUACUUCUUCUACUUCUUCUUAUUCUUCAUCAUCAUCAUCAUCUAUUAUUCAACUCUAUGGUAUUAAAUUAUCUAUAAAAUCUAUAUCUUACGUCAUUGAAUAUUCGUGUAUAUAUGUUAUAUUGAUAUUUCCUAUAUUGUUCUGUCUUGGACUAAUGCCUCAAAUAAACACUGUACUUAUUUAUGCUUUAGAACAAUUAGAUAUUCAUAUUUUUGGAGCAAGCGGUACAACUGGACUUUUUUCAGUGAUAUUAUCUAUUUUUCGAACAUCCAUAGUGAUUGGAUUGACAUUUGUUCCAUGUUAUUAUACUGUACAAAAAUGCGAUCCUCAUUGUAUAUUGUUUUCAGUAUUUUGGGGUGUACAAAUUGCAUUAUGCUUUUUAUUAAGUCGUUUACCAUCGAAUACAAUGCUUUAUGGGACACUUUUUCCUUCUGAGCAUCGUAUUUACUGUUGGUGCCGUAUUCGAAUGUUUUUCUCCAAUACUUGGCAUAAACUAACUACAAAGCCAAAUUUGAUUCUUCGAUCAAAAAAGGAAAAAGACAGAAAACGCAAAUCUCAACUAACUUCUAUCGAUAAAUCUAAUUGGUGGAGACGAUUGCCUCUACUAUUCCCUAAUCUUCGUAUGAAAUCUACAAAUGCAUCAUUUCAGAAAACUAAUGAAGCUGUUGAAGAAUUUCUUCUUACACGUCUAAAACAUACAAAAGAAAAUGUGGAUGUUGAAAAUACAGUGCCAGCAGUUCAAAGUCAUAGUUUACCAUGUCGAUUAAUCAGUCGAGUUAGUUUAACUCAGUCAACAUCUACACCAGCUAUUAAAUAUAAUUUAUCUCAAAUUGAAACAUCUUCAACAAAUGGUGUAUCAGAUAAUUGGAUGAAAUUGCAAAUUAGCAAUAAUUCUGAAAAAAUUAAUUGUAAAAAUAAUAAUAAUAAUAAUGAUAAUAAUAAUCAUAGUAAUAAUAAUGACAGCAAUACCAAUGAUAAUAAUAAAAAUAAUCCUACGAAUACAUUACCAUCACUUGUAAUCAGUCAGAAUCUAUCAACAUCUUAUCAUACUUUAACAACACUAAAUAAAAAUGAUUCAAGAAUGAACACUCGACAUUAUUAUCAAACCAAUGAUGAUACACAAACAACACAAGCACAAUUACAAAAUGGUGAUCCUUUACCAAAUUUAAUUAGAAUUUCAUUAUUGACACGUUUUGAAAAUGAUUUAAUUUCAUGUAUUCUAUGGUUUAUUUUAGCAUUUCUUAUUCAUUUAACAAGUAAUUUAAUCAUUACCACUACUUCUACUGUUCCUUCUUAUUAUUGUUGUUACAUUUUCAAUUGGAUCAGUAUUCUAUUAGGUUUUCUAUUGCAUUAUAUUUGGCCUAAUUUUAGAAAACCAUAUCCAUGGUUACUACUUGUGGAACCUGUUGUUAAACCUAAUCUUCAAGGAAUUAGUCGUUUGGAAGUUGCUUAUUUUUGGUUAUGUUGGUCAGAAAGAAACUUGUUCUUACCUGCUAUUGUAAUGUGUACAGUCAGUCAAUCUUUUACUUCCAUAGUAGUGAAGUUUGGACCGUUACUUUCCACAUUCAUAAUUAUUGUAUGUAGUAUGAAAAUGUUACGAAAUGGUUUUUGUUGUGCAAAACAAACUUAUCUAAGCCUGUUUUUCACAAAUUUAUUAUUCUCAUUUGAUUUCUAUGAUUUUAAAGAAGCAUUCCCGAUUAAUUAUUUCUUUGUAUCACUUCUUGUUAACAAGUUUAUUGAAUUAUUUCGGAAAUUGCAUUUUAUCUAUGUGUAUUUAGCUCCAUUCAAUAUAAUUUGGGGUUCUGUGGCACAUGCAGUUGUACAACUUGGUUCAAUUCCUCAUUCAGUAUUCUUGUUUGCUAAUUGCAUUUUUUCUACAAUUUUAUCCGCACCAUUGGAACCUUUUAUGGCUAGUGCAAUUUUUAUUACAUCCUAUGUGAGACCGAUUAGUUUUUGGGAAACUAAUCAUCGGACACAACGAAUAGAAACAACCAACAUGCCUAUAGCAGCUCAAUUAAAAGGAAUUUCUAAACAUCAGGUAUCCGGUAAUCUGGAUGGUAUAUUUUAUGAACAUUUAACAAGGAAAUUACAACAAAUUUUAGCUGGUGACUUACAACUAGGCCGUAUUGGUGGAUUAGCUAUUCAACAUGGUGAUGUAUUCAUUUUAACUACGAAUGAUUUAAACUUGUUAAUUCAUAUCAUUGAAGUAGGCAAUGGUUUUGUCACUUAUCAGCUACGUGGUCUAGAAUUUAUAGGUACUUUGUGUCAUGCUAGUGAAUCAGAAGCGUUACGUUCAGAUCCUCAUAAAAGUAAACGAUUCUGUUGUUGUCAUUCUCAAUCAAUUCGUGGAAUGUUAAGUUUUAACACUGCUGUUCGUUUACGUUGUAUGACUUGGCAAUUCGCUUAUGCAUCUUACACAGUUGAAGGUUAUGAAGUUACUGAUCAUAGUGCUGGGUUAACUUUUCAAUUGACAGACCUACGAAAAGUAUUAGUCAGUCGAUUUGUUCAUUGUAUCAUUUAUUUUGUUUGUAAGCUACCGAAUUUAUCGAAUCGAUUAGCACAGUUAACACCAUGUUUAGAUGCUAAUCGAUUUCUAUCACCGGAUUACUUUGAUUUGGAUCCAGUAUUUUUCAAAGUAAUUGAUGAUGAUUUUGAUGAAGAUGUUAAUGGCAUUACUAAACAACGUUUUUUACAAAUUUAUUCCGAUUGGAUAGAAUAUUGUUUGAAGAAACAAAGCAUAAAUUCAUCUAUACCAUAUGGUGCUGAUUCACCUGUUGUAUCGUUAUGUUUAGCUUUAAGUUUACUUGGUAGACGAUGUAUGGGUGGUCAUCAAUCAUCAAAGCCAAUUUUGGAUCAAUUUUUACAUGGUGUACAUCAAGUAUUCUCUGGAGAUAUUCAUUUAGUGCCAAAAGAUGAUUGGGUUCUAGUAGAUCUUGAUCUUCUUCAAACUGUUGUUACGCCUAGUAUUCGUAUUGCAUUGAAAUUGUAUCAAGAUACAUUUACCUGGUCAUCAGGCAAUACACAUCAUGAAUUAUACAACACAAUUGUUUAUACGGAGAAAAAUGUUGUAAUUUGUCCAGAAACCGAUCCAAAAUGGAGAUUUGCUGUUUUAAAUGAUGCCGAUUGUUUAUUCUCAUUUCGUUGGGUAUCUGGUCGUACAUCGAUGGAUGUUUAUCGUAUUGUUCAAUUGACUAAGAGAAAAUUAGUAUUUAGAGUUAUCAAAUUAAAUCCUGAAUGUGUUCGAGGCUUAUGGGCUGGUCAACAACGUGAACAAAUAUUCUUACGUAAUAACAAUGAAGAACGUGGUAGUAUACAAAGUGCUAAUCCAGUCUUACGAAAUUUAAUCAAUUCUAGUUGUGAUCCUCCAAUUGGUUAUCCAAUUUAUGUUAGUCCUUUAAUUACUAGUUUUGCCAGUGAUAAUAAUGAUUAUAUUCAUGUAUCUGGCGGAGAAUUAUCCAUUUUCAAUAUUUUACUACGUAUACGUGAUUUUUGGAGACGUUUUCGUCAGUUAUUUCAUGAUAGAAAAGACAAAAUCGAUGGUCAAAUUGACUCCACCACUAAGCUACCGUUAUUUAAACGUAAUACAAAUCAACAACUGAACUCUAAUCUACCAAGUACCUCUUGUAAUAAUAACCCAACUGCUCAAUUAACAUUAUCUAGCUAUCCAAUAACAACUAUUAUCAACAAUGAUAAUGAUAAUCUUAGUAAAUGGUCUUAUACUAAACAAUUCGAUACUAAUCGACAAACAACUUUAACUGCAUUAAUUCAUCAACAAAAUGAAAUGGAUAAUAUAACUGGAGGCAUUUGGUCUACCACAACAAAUACAUUUCGUGAAAGUCAUCAUUUUGAUUCUACUUCUUGUCCAAUGGAACAGUUGUAUAAAAUUAGUCAAAAAGUUAAAAUUAUUGAUACUGGACAAAUAUUGAAUAGACAUUUGAAUAAAUUACAAUGGCCAUCGAAAGAAUGGUAUCAGCAUAGUUUAACCUAUCAAGCUUGUCAUUCAUCUGUAUUCUCUGGUCUUGAAGCUUAUCGUAUCCAUCGAUGGACUCCAAAUAAUGCUGAGUCGAAUUCACGAUCAUUUUGUCAUCGAACAAUAGCUUUACUAGCAUUCCCAGGUGGACCACCACUUCUUGACGGAUAUUAUAUAGCUAUCUGGGAAGAUAAAGGUCUAGUUGAAAUCAAUGAUUCAGAUAAGAUUAUCGAUUCUAAUGAUAACAGUAAAGAUAAUAAUGACGAUCAUAAUAAUAAUAAUAAUAAUAAUAAUAAUAAUAAUAAUAAUCAUAAUAAUAACACUAAUGAUCGAUUUCUUAUUAAUUAUUUAUUUACUAAUCAAAAUUCAUUUACAACUUGACAAACAUAAUUCUCUUAUUGUUCGCCUUCUUGUAUUUCUAGCAUCGUUUUUUUUUUGUAUCAGC
Molecule: messenger RNA, 7780 nt
Organism: Schistosoma turkestanicum
Lineage: Eukaryota; Metazoa; Platyhelminthes; Trematoda; Strigeidida; Schistosomatidae
Source: the annotation of a GenBank genome assembly